CGUGUCGGGAAAAAGGGACUGUAAACAACUCUGCUGAAACUCACGUCGAAUUAAAGUUUUAAGAAUAACCAUCCAGUUUAAAACAUAUAUAAAUUUACAGUUUAUCACAAACUGUAUUUGCGCCAUGGUGAAGUUACGAGCAAGGUGUAUUGUUGUCGGAGAUGCAGCGGUAGGAAAGAGCACCUUGUCUCAGAUGUUCUGCAAUGAUGGUUCCCACUUCCAGAAGAACUACAACAUGACUGCUGGUGUUGAGCUGAUGAUGAAGUCAGUGAACAUUCCAGAAACUAAUGACAGUGUGGAGCUGUAUAUCAUUGACUCUGCAGGUCGUGAACAUUUUGUGGAGGCAUGCGAGAAAAUGUGGGGGCAGCCGUCAGUGGUGUGCAUAGUGUUCGAGAUCAGCAGCCUGGACUCGUUCAAAAGUUGCAGUCGCUGGCUAGAGCGAGUCCGAGCUCACUGCGACGGACUGCAGUUACCAGGUGUGUUAGUGGGGAAUAAGUCAGACCUGGCAUCGAGAAGAGAGGUGGAGACAUCCGUGGCACAGGAGUGGGCACAGGAACAAGGUCUUCAGUACCAUGAGACCUCCACUAAGGAGAUGGAGAACUCUGAUGAACCCUUUCUGAGUUUAGCCCAAGCCUUUUAUGCUCUGUAUCAGGACCGGAGACAGAUGAUACAAAGGCUCGGUUAGGACACCACAGAGACCGACAGGACUGUUUUUGAGCUAAUAUGUACAUUUAUUUAUUCAAUCAUGACCUUUUAAUCGAUCCCACAUGGAUCAGAUUAUAUCCCACUGACAGACAGCAUGUCGUUUUCGUUGGUCAGUUUAAACUCAACACUGCAGCAUUUCCAUGUUGUAUCAAACCAUGUUCACUAUUUCACUAUUUUAAAUAAUGCUUUAUGUGAAUAAAUGGGGGGGGGCACGGUGGCUUAGUGGUUAGCACGUUUGCCUCACACCUCCAGGGUUGGGGGUUCGAUUCCCGCCUCCGCCUUGUGUGUGUGGAGUUUGCAUGCUCUCCCCGUGCCUCGGGGGUUUCCUCCGGGUACUCCGGUUUCCUCCCCCGGUCCAAAGACAUGCAUGGUAGGUUGAUUGGCAUCUCUGGAAAAUUGUCCGUAGUGUGUGAUUGCGUGAGUGAAUGAGUGUGUGUGUGUGUGCCCUGUGAUGGGUUGGCACUCCGUCCAGGGUGUAUCCUGCCUUGAUGCCCAAUGACGCCUGAGAUAGGCACAGGCUCCCCGUGACCCGAGGUAGUUCGGAUAAGCGGUAGAAAAUGAGUGAGUGAGUGAGAGUGAAUACCAUGUAUGCUAAGGAAUUAUGAUUUCCCUUCACUGGAACUAAGGGUUCCAUAUGAUCUAGCAUUAUAAUGCCUCUAUGCACAAAUCAAGGUCCAUGAAGACAUCCUGACCUCAACCCGCACUGAACACCUUGGGAUUCAUUUGAAUGGCAACAUGACCCACGUCUCCUCACUGCCUGUCCUCACUAGUACUCUUGCUCCCCACCCCCCUUAAGGAUCUAGGGGGUUAAUCUGGAAAAAAUAUGUUCAAAAAGUACAUAUAGGAUUGAUAGUCAGGCGCCCACAAAUAUUGUGCUUUGGCCAUAUAACGUAUCUGCUCGAUCUCCCUCGACUCCAUUACUUGUCGAAUAUCACUUAAACUCCAUUUCUAUGGCGAUGAUUCACCACUUUAUCUCAGCAUGAAACCUUCUGCUCCCAUCCCUCUUCCUGCCUACAGCAAAGCAAAUGCUGGAUGACUUCAGACUUUCUCUGACUGAACUAUGACAAGACAGAGCUGGCGUUAUCGUAACUCCUUCCACUGCGGUUCAAAAUUAUAUUUGACACAACACUCUGAAAUAAAAUCUUCACAAUAUUCUG
Messenger RNA from Tachysurus vachellii, 1862 nucleotides. RefSeq names its product intraflagellar transport 27 homolog (Chlamydomonas) (gene ift27). Bases 125 to 685 code for a protein of 186 amino acids. Lineage: Eukaryota; Metazoa; Chordata; Actinopteri; Siluriformes; Bagridae. The transcript has 7 exons. The record is from RefSeq and is a predicted model, not a curated record. Gene Ontology annotation, molecular function: GTPase activity; GTP binding. Gene Ontology annotation, cellular component: Golgi apparatus.